Molecule: messenger RNA, 2530 nt
Organism: Spodoptera frugiperda (fall armyworm)
Lineage: Eukaryota; Metazoa; Arthropoda; Insecta; Lepidoptera; Noctuidae
Product: plasminogen receptor (KT)
Exons: 4
Coding region: 242-691 (149 amino acids)
Biological process (GO): positive regulation of plasminogen activation
Cellular component (GO): plasma membrane
Source: RefSeq, a predicted model, not a curated record
UACAUAACAAAAGUCUAUCUGCACUUAUCAUUUUCAAUAAAGUAUGACAGAAAUCUUAUCUUAUCGACGUUAUGAAGUAUGAAGUAACAAAACGUACAAUAUAAUAAAAUGUUUUGACAAGGCAACAAAGCGCAGAGAGUCAGAGACGACAGCACAACAUUACACAAUUUAUAUUGUAGGGCAGGGCCGCGAUCGUGUUUUGUUAUUGUAAUAUUAAUUUAUAAACUUUUAAAACUUCAACAUGGGAAAUUAUUUCACCUCAGGAAUGGAGGAAAACAUAAAAAAGAAUCAAGAAUUUAUGCACAGGAUAAAUAUGGAGAGGCAAAUACAACUUCAAUAUCAGAUGCAAGAGCGACAAAUGGCGAUGCAAAUUGCUAAAAGUAGGGACACCUGCCUUUGGUUAACUACAUUUUAUGUGGUUGCUGGAGUAGGCCUUAGCAGUGGGUUCAGAAGGACUAAAAGAUCAUAUUUUUUGAUACCUUUAGUACCUCUCACAUUUGUGACUCUCUACUAUUGGGAUCUUGCGUAUGGAAAUAAAAUACACAGGAUAAGAAUGGAGGCGGAACACAUCAUGACACACGAGCAAGACUCCCUCGAAUGGCCUUGUGGCCUGCCCACACCGUCGUCAAUUGACCUCGGACGUUUGGACGUAGAAGAGAAGAAGAAAAUGCAUCCCUCCUUGUUCGCGUAACUUGAUACAAAGCUCAACGAUAACGUGUGCCUUUACCGCAACUUAGAUCAGAUUUAGCGGUAGAUUAGACCUUCGUACACCGCACUUCCAAUGGCAAAAACUAGAAACUUAUGUUAUACGUUGAUGAAAAUGAAAUUACAGAACCCUUAGUACGAGUUUGCUUAACGUUCAACGAGAUCGAAACGAAAGCACGUUCGACGCUCUGAUUGGUUGGUUCAUUCCCACCGGUCAAUCAGAGCGCCAAACAGGCUUUCGUUUCGUUUUCGUUCAACGUAAAGCAAACUCAUACUAAGGGUACAGAAUAUUGUGAGACCCCUAACACGCAUUUUAGGUCUCCGUCCAUUCAAAAGUUCCUCAUUACAUUCGCUUUAAUUAAAAAUAGUUGCACAGAUGACCUAGAGCUAGACUAAUAUUACAAGGCCUAACAACUUUUCUCUCUAGGGACACGUAAUAACUAAACCAUUGUGUUUUUUUUGAAGUUUAACAACGUUGCAAUGAGGAGUAGGGUAUUAUAUAACUUAUAAUACCUAUUCUCAUUGGAGUCAAUGUCAAACUGUUCCUGACAGAGAGUUGUUAAGUUUCAGUACAGCAAUAAAGCACACUAAAGUAUUUUUCGAUACGACUCGCUGUUCAUACUAAUGUUUUCGCCAAUGGAAAAUGCGGUCUUAGUAACAGCUAGAUUUUAGAGGCACGAACUAAUAAUGUUUAAGUGGUAGUUUCAUUGAAAUCAUUGAAAAAUUCGUAUUUCGAUCAAGUAUUACGGUUUUUUCUCCUUUUUAAAGUCGUUAUUAUCCAAUCCGAUAUCGUUUUUACAAGUCAUCAUGACUAUGAUGGUACGAUUGAUAUAACGAAGGCCAAUAUGGAGUAUUUUUUUGCAAAAAAUAUACAAAUAAGUGUGUAUGUGUGUGUGUGUACUUAGUAUUCGGUUACUGUUUGGCUUUUAUGCUAUUUAUUUAAAUGAAUCAAAAAGAAAAAUUUUAUCUCCACUCGCCAAUAUUGGUCCCAUAAAUUGGGUUUUAAAUUAAUGUACUUAGUACUUAUUAGCCGCCUGAAAAUUAGGAAAUAAUCGGAGUUUGUUAGGGCUUACAAUUAAAAAAGUCAACUUUGGUGUGUUUGUGUGAAAUUCGAAAUUCUUAGAAUAGAUUUAUUUUGUUGUUGAUUUGGGGACGAAGUUGCAAUACCUUAGUGAAAGGGAUUAAAUUAUUUCUUGUGAAGUAUCCCUUGUCUUUGCUGUGAAGUUGUCAGAAAAACCGGUUAGGCAGUGGCUUGAGCGGUUUUUCUUUUAAGGAAUGAGAAAAUUCCUACUUUUCCAAAAUCAAUAAGCUGUUAAAACAUUCAUUUGUACGUUUUUGGGUACAAUUUUAUUUGUAUUUCAGAGGAAAUAUUUUGUUAAGUAUUUUUAUUUUCUUGUUAUAUAUGAGCAAUAUUAUUUAUCAUGUUUGUUAUGCACAUUGUAGAUUUAUUUUUAUAUUUGAUGGAUCGACGAUAGCAGUUUAUUUUUAGGGUAUUUAUUUUUGUUUAUCGUAUAAGAUAAAUACUUAUCAAUUCAAUAUUGCCAAUAAGUGCAUACCUAUUAUCUACAAGUGUAUCAGAAAAUACUAAUCCUAAAUACGAUAAUAUUAAUAAUAUUCGUGUUCAAGUCUUUCCAUUAAUACUCUAUGAAACUUUACUUCAUAUUAUAUUAUGAACUUUAUGCAUUUAUUAAAUAACCAUUUUAGUGAAAUACUUAAGUAUUACAAGACAAAUAUUAGAUGUAAUUCCUCACAAUUUUAGCGUGUUACUUAUCAGAUUGACUGUAAUAUUAUUGUUAAAUAAAAUAAAGAAAUUAAAUAAAUAUAA